Fraxinus pennsylvanica is the source of this 420-nucleotide messenger RNA. The record is from the annotation of a GenBank genome assembly. Lineage: Eukaryota; Viridiplantae; Streptophyta; Magnoliopsida; Lamiales; Oleaceae.
AUGUCUUGUCAAGAACCGGAUCAGUACCAAUUCCCGGUUCUUGAAGAUGGUUUCACUCCCAAUGAAAUUGAUGAACUCUUCUCCCUUUUGCAAUCAGAACCACCGGUCCAUUCAACCUCCGGUUCACAGACAAUCCAUUCGGAUAACUCUGUUGAAGAAACUAGGAAGCGAAAGAGGAUGAUAUCAAAUCGAGAAUCAGCCAGGCGAACUCGAUGGCGGAAGAAGAAGCAGUUAGAGAACCUUAUAGUCGAAGUAAAUCGCCUGAAAAUCGUGAACCAGGAAUUGAAAAACCGUUUGUGCACCAUUGAACAUGAACGUCAUUUCGUUCUAAGAGAGUCAAAUGAGCUAAUAGUGGAAUCGUUGCAUCUCCAACAAAACCUGGUCGUUUUAUAUGAUAUCCUGCAAUCUAUGCAACUCUAA